This is a messenger RNA of Suncus etruscus (white-toothed pygmy shrew), 1481 nucleotides long. Its product is annotated as 3'(2'),5'-bisphosphate nucleotidase 1-like. Gene Ontology annotation, molecular function: 3'(2'),5'-bisphosphate nucleotidase activity. NCBI's taxonomy places the organism in Eukaryota, Metazoa, Chordata, Mammalia, Eulipotyphla, Soricidae. The record is from RefSeq and is a predicted model, not a curated record. The transcript has a single exon. Gene Ontology annotation, biological process: phosphatidylinositol phosphate biosynthetic process. Bases 107 to 1033 code for a protein of 308 amino acids.
CUCUCCUUUGACAGCUCGGGCUGGCCAGUGGCUGUACUGCGCGGUUUGCUUACCCCGGGAGCAACUCCUCUCACUUUGUUCCCAUCUGAUCACAAUCGGCCUCACCAUGGCUUCCGGUCACUCAGUGCUGAUGCGGCUGGUGGCCUCAUCCUAUUCGAUUGCACAGAAGGCUGGGGGGAUCGUCCGGCAGGUCAUUGCUGAGGGAGACCUGGGCAUUGUGGAGAAGACCAGCGCCGUGGAUUUGCAGACCAAGGCAGACCGCUUGGUUCAGAUGAGCAUAUGCUCCUCACUGGCACGCAAGUUUCCCAGACUGACCAUUAUUGGGGAAGAGGAUCUUCCUUCUCAAGAAGUGGACCAGGAGCUGAUUGAAGAUGGGCAGUGGGAGGAGAUACUGAAGCAGCCAUGCCCAGCCCAGUACAAGGCCAUCAGGGAGGAAGAUCUUGUGGUCUGGGUUGAUCCUCUAGAUGGUACCAAGGAAUAUACUGAAGGGCUCCUUGACAACGUCACUGUUCUUAUUGGAAUUGCUUAUGAAGGAAAGGCCAUAGCUGGAGUUAUCAACCAGCCCUAUUAUAACUAUCAGGCAGGCCCAGAUGCCGUGCUGGGGAGGACCAUCUGGGGAGUUUUGGGCUUAGGUGCCUUUGGGUUCCAGCUGAAAGAAGUGACCGCAGGGAAACACAUCAUCACGACCACCCGGUCCCAUUGCAACAAGCUAGUGACAGAGUGUGUUGCUGCCAUGAACCCUGAUGACGUGGUUCGCGUGGGUGGAGCAGGAAACAAGAUUAUUCAGCUAAUAGAAGGCAAAGCAUCUGCAUAUGUGUUUGCAAGUCCAGGCUGUAAGAAGUGGGAUACGUGUGCUCCUGAAGUAAUUUUACAUGCUGUAGGAGGCAAGUUAACUGAUAUCCACGGCAAUGCCCUUCAGUACAAUAAGGAAGUGAAGCACAUGAACUCGGCAGGUGUUCUGGCCUCCCUGAGGAAUUUUGACUACUAUGCUAGCCUUGUUCCAGAGUCUGUGAAAAAGGCACUUGUCCCCUAAAGGGAUGGCUCCUUCGCUUAGCACUUGGUUCUCAAAGCCACACCUUAUCAUAUGGAUGUAAUUAGUGGUCUGCCUUAAUCACAGUUACUGAGCAAUUCAGACUUUGUUAUUUGGGAGUGGAAAAAUGAUUUAGAGAGCUUAUUCUGACUAAUCACCUGCACCAUGUUGGCAUCUGGAGAAUUUGUGAAGUGCUGUGAUGUGUAUCUUUUUCUCCUCCUGUUGAUAAAAAUUCCAGUGGACUGUCCAGUUUUGCUCUGCAAUCAGCAUUCCUAUGUGAACACGUUCUUUAGGGCACAGAAACACAAGUUGUAACUUGAAUUAUACUGUUUUUCAUAGUAAUUUUUAAAGUUUUCCUAUUCCAAUGACUAAAAAUGUCAUGUUGAUGAAAAUACAUUUAUGGGUAGUCUCUUUAUAAUAAAUUAUUUAAUUCUGAAAAAAAAAACAUAAA